This is a messenger RNA of Torulaspora delbrueckii, 1563 nucleotides long. RefSeq names its product GPI-anchor transamidase GPI17 (gene GPI17). The record is from RefSeq and is a predicted model, not a curated record. Bases 1 to 1563 code for a protein of 520 amino acids. Gene Ontology annotation, biological process: attachment of GPI anchor to protein. The transcript has a single exon. Gene Ontology annotation, cellular component: GPI-anchor transamidase complex. NCBI's taxonomy places the organism in Eukaryota, Fungi, Ascomycota, Saccharomycetes, Saccharomycetales, Saccharomycetaceae.
AUGUGGGACGGUAAUCUUCGAAAAUACGUCGGACUGUGCUUUCUGGCAUGUUAUUUCCUGUUGGGAGUGCCGCUGUGGUAUAAAUUGACCAAUAUUUAUAGAGCUCCUCUGCCGGUAGAGUAUAUCAAGUCCUUGCAUGAGAAUAAGUUUCAGGACGUGCACCUGGUGAUACCUGUUUAUAUCAAGUCUGACACUUACCGCUUUCCUGAUAUUCAUAAUGCUGUGCAAAUCCAAGUAAAUCAUCUGUUGAACUCAAAGAAACAGUACGUUGGGUGGUCGUUGCAAGUGUUGGCGUAUGAAAGUUUGAAUGCGACCGAAAUCAAGUACAGUGACAAUGAGUACCAUGUAGUCUCCCUGGUAUUGGAUGAUUUCGUUGGAUACUCGGUAGCAUAUGAUGCCAAGGAGACUACGGUUUUCUACAAUGACGAGGCCAUGGUGAAUAACGAUAUUCCGUUUUACGUUGCACAAUCGUUGGUCGAGCAUACUUUUGCCCUUGAGUACAAUCAGCUAGGUUCUGAUCUAUCGACACAUGGGGAUAGUAUGGUUAUCACUUACAAUCCAAAUAUGCAUCUGAGUAUAUCCCUGUUGAGUGGGGAUGGACUACCAGUGGCAUGGGAAAUUGAGUCUACUUUACAACGUUAUUUCACACCUUUCAGGGAAUUUAUGGCACCACUGGUCAAUUUCACCGUUGAUACAAAUAUCGUCUAUUUCAAUGACUUGAAUUUACACAUGUUGAAAGAUCAUGACUCAGUUACUUCUCAGGAACUAUCUCAUACGGUCGAUUUGUCUGAGCUGUCCUCAAUGAAUUACCUCUCCGAUUCUGGAGCCUUGAAUUUGGCCAUAGUUUUUCCAAGCAACAUCACUACUCCGUCUGGUUUCAAAUUUAUAAAUAGCACUUCAAACAGCUCGAGAAUCAGUGAUGAUUGGCAAAGUUUUAUUGUACCACAAUGGGGGAAUAUCAUCAUCAAUAGAAACCCACUGCCACCGAAUGCUCUGUUAAAGGAAUCCUACUUGACUCCCAUCAUGUACCAAUUUGCAACUGAUGUCUUUCAAUUAUUGGGACUCACCAAGGGGUCCCAGGACCUCUCAUCCCCUUUCGUUACCAUAGAUUCAUUCAAGCGGUUAACAAUACUAAGAAAUAUCAACAAGGCAGAGGAAACUUUGUGGUCUCUAGUUAAAUUAACCCAAUCGUUUCAGCAAAUGUCGAUCCCCCAGGAUGUUCUCAAAAAUGCUACUGAGGCUUUGGAUUUGAGACUAAAAAUUAUAGAUAUGUUGAACGAUCCAAACCUAGGCGGAGAUCUUGUCUGGAAUGAAGCCCUGUCACUGAGCAACAAACUCGUUAAAUCUUCAGAGACUGCUUUCUUCCACGGAGAAAUGGUUCAACAAAAUUUCUUCCCACAGGAGCACAGAAUUGCCGUCUAUCUGCCCUUACUUGGUCCCACAUCGGUUGUCAUCUUUUUCGGUUUUAUUAAACUCUUAAAAGAAAAGCCUGUCGAAGACACCAGCGAGAAACAGGAGAAGGAAGUUAUAAAGCAAGAUGGCAAUGAUCAACUCGAAGAUUAA